UAUUACAAACAAACAUAAAGUUUGAAAUUUACUUCAAAAUUCUAAAUAAUGUUUCGGUCGAUUUUGUUGUUCGCACUGCUUUUGUGUGUAAAUGGUGAGAAGGAAAAAUUUAAACCCAAAAAGUCGGAAUAUUGUACGAAAAAAUGCCCCCCCAAUCUUAAAUCUACUGGUUGCGAUUGCAAAAAGCAAGGAACUCGAAGCGAGGUUUUAGAGAAAAUCGUAGAAUUCCGCCAAACGGUUGUGGACGAACACAACAAAUUACGAAAUCUCCUCGCUUCUGGUAACGAAACUCGCGGCUUUGCCAAAUCGGCUGCCAACAUGUUGGUCGUGAACUAUGACAUGGAACUUGAAUAUUUGGCACGAUGUUACGGAAGAAGUUUAUUUAACGGAUUUCGCGAUAAAUGUAUGAUGUUGGAGAAUUGGGAAAUAGCAGUACAGAAUGUCGGUGGUUCAAGACCUAAAGACAACAGUUUUGAUGAACUGAUAAAAAAACUGAUCGUUCAAUGGUAUGACGAAGUCAAAAACAUGCAGUCAGAGAUGUAUAGUAAAUUUGGUCAGGUGGGAAAGUAUGCCGUUUCAAGCUUUACAAGAAUGUGUUGGUGGUCUGUGAAUCGUAUAGGUUGUGCGCGAAUUCAUACAGCAGAUACGAAAAAAGACAAAUUUACUCAACCGUCUUUUGAACAAGCUUUAAUUUGCAACUACAUUGCGAAGGAUAUUGGCGGACUAAUUAGGACUGAAGGUGAACCGGUAUAUACGGAAGGACCACCGUGUUCAAAAUGUCCCGAAGUGACUAAAUACGACAAAUGCAACACAAAGUACACCUCUUUGUGCGGAGAAUUAGAACCGGUGCCGACCGACAAACCGUAUGCUUUUGAAUCUAAAGCACCAAAACACAAUUCUAUUCUAAUAGUCAUUUUCAUUGCUGUAUUGGUGCUUUGUCUCUUCUAAGAAACCAACUGUUUAAAUUUUCUGAUGUUUUGUAACGACAAAUUCAAGUAUUUUGUAUUAAAAAUUUCUGUGAAAAUCAA
Messenger RNA from Tribolium madens (black flour beetle), 1028 nucleotides. RefSeq names its product scoloptoxin SSD558-like. NCBI's taxonomy places the organism in Eukaryota, Metazoa, Arthropoda, Insecta, Coleoptera, Tenebrionidae. Bases 49 to 948 code for a protein of 299 amino acids. The record is from RefSeq and is a predicted model, not a curated record. The transcript has 2 exons.